Messenger RNA from Biomphalaria glabrata, 4026 nucleotides. RefSeq names its product gamma-soluble NSF attachment protein-like. Bases 88 to 1083 code for a protein of 331 amino acids. Gene Ontology annotation, cellular component: SNARE complex; vacuolar membrane. The record is from RefSeq and is a predicted model, not a curated record. Gene Ontology annotation, molecular function: syntaxin binding; soluble NSF attachment protein activity. The transcript is spliced from 10 exons. Gene Ontology annotation, biological process: intracellular protein transport. Lineage: Eukaryota; Metazoa; Mollusca; Gastropoda; Planorbidae.
GAUAAGACGGAUAAAUAAAAUAAGCUCAAGCUAUACAUCCCUCUAACGUAUUUAUAGUUUACGUCGCGACGGAAGUAAGUGAUCAAGAUGUCUACCAAGAGUGAUCAAAAAAUUUCAGAGGGAUUGUCUCAUCUUCGACUUGCUGAAAAAUAUUUGAAAACUUCGCUGUUUAAAUGGAAGCCUGACCAAGACAGUGCUGCAGCAGAAUAUUUGAAAGCUGCCACAGCAUUUAAGAAUGCCAAAGCCUUGGAACAAGCUAAAGAAUCCUUUAUCAAAGUUGGAGAGCUACAGAAAGCUAUGAAUUCACCGUUUCAUGCUGCCAAGGCUUAUGAGCAGGCUGGUCUGUUGUGUAAGGAAAACAAACAUUUUGACGAAGCAGUGCAUUGGAUGGAGUUAGCUGCCCUUAUGUUUCAAGAACACGGCACACCAGACACUGCUGCUCUUUGUCUUGACAAAGCUGCAAAGAUGGUGGAGCAAGAAAAGCCAGAGAAAGCCAUUUAUUUAUACAGCAAGGCUUGUGAAGUAGCUGAGAUUGAGAGUCGACCCCGGCAGUGUGCUGAAUAUAUUGGUAAAGCUGCACGGCUGCAAGUAAAAUGUUUCAAGCAUGAAGAGGCCAUCAAGUCCCUACAGCAAGAAAUCAAAUUCUGGCUAGAGGCCGAAAAUUACCCAUACAUCAAGAAAGUAGCAAUGGGAAUUAUAUUGUUGCACUUGACACAGGAAGACUAUGUCGCAGCGGACCAGUUCUUUAGGAAUUGUUUGGGGUAUCCAGAGUUUGGGGCCAGUGAAGAGGCUGGUGCUUUAGAAGAUUUAUUGAGAGCCUAUGAUGACGGGGAUGAAGAAGCUGGUCAGCAAGUGUUGGCGAAACCAAUCUUUAAAUACCUGGACAAUAUGUUUGCCAGGCUAGCCAGAGAUCUCAAGUUUCCUGGUGGUAUCACCUCAUCCAGGUCCGCUGCCACGACUAGUACCUACAGCCAACAGGAGGACUGGGAGGAGAACAACAAAGACAGAGAGGAGGAUGAGGAUAAAAAUGAGUUCAUCAAGGGAGAGGACGAUGAGGAGGAGCCAUCUGAAGAUUUAUGUUGAGAGCAUGCAUCUCAUUGUCUUCAAAAAAAAUAAGGUCCCUGUCAGGCUUUAUCUCAGUUAAACAUCAACAACCUUUUGUACAAUGGUCCAUGGUCAGUCUUUUACACUUCGAUGUAAAGGCAACAAAAUAUGUUCACAUUAAGUUGUAAAAAAAUUUUUUUUUUUCAAUGCUAAAUUCUGUUGUUUUUAUGGUUUUCAAUUGUGAUAUUUUUUACAAGCAGUGAUACCAAUAUUACCUUAGUGAAUGAAAUAUUGUUUAUAGAUGGAUUGUAUUAUUGUGUGUAUGAUUAAGCCAAAGAUUAUCAGGCCCUUUGUAGAAAAAAAAAAGGAAAUAAAAAUUAAGCCCAGCAAGUUCAAUUAAAAAAAAAAAUGUCUUCAUAAAAGCUUUAAAUUUGGCUUUGAUGUGUUGAGCUGGGCUCCAUUAUAUUAUUCAGUUGACUUGGCGCUAUAUGAUACAUUUGUUUGCUCCAGUGACUGGCUGUUUUUGUGUGCAUUGAGUAAGUGUAUUAAGUAUGAUUUUGUCAAUGUGCAGGCCACACCAAACUUUUGAUGUUUUAGAGGAAACUGCCUCUGAUGAUUGUUUUGUGCUUCCUUUUCAUUCUACUUGUAGGGAAAAAAAAACAACCUCUAUAGUCACUAUAUAGUAUUGUGACUUGAAAUGUACAGUAACUCCUUUCCACUUUGCUGUUGAUUUCCUUGGGUUUCUUUGUCAAUAAUAUAAACAAAUAUAUGAUACUAGUAAUUUAUUUUCUCUUAUUAUGGUUAAUAUGUUCAGUCAAUAUGAAUUUUUAUGGGCUCUUUAUUUGAAUAUAAAUAUUUUAUGUUGUUACAUGAUUGAAUUUUGAAAGGCCAUGGACAGAUUUUUUUUAUGUUCUAAGCUGUAACUUUUAGAAAUUCAAUUAAAACAAAGUUUGAAAGAGAUUAAUGUGGUCAACAAGGGAUGACUAUAAUUUUAGUCUGCCAGAAAAUUUCGGCAUAUUUCCUCAGAAUUAUCAAUCUUUAAGAAUUAUUUAACAAAUACAAAUCCAUUGUAUCUCAGGUGUUUACAGUUGUUUUUCUUGAAUAUAUAUAACGCAUUUAAUUUUAAUUGUUGUCUUUAAAAUUGAACAGCCAAAGCUAAUACUAGACACAUAGAUGCUUACCAUUGUAGUCUUUUAGAAACUAAAAUAGUAUUGCAUUUUUAAAGUCUCAAAUAUUAAUGACCCAGCUUUUUUUGUCCAGCAUAGUAAGUCAUGAAUCUAAGAAUUAAUCAAAUGAUUUGUUUUAAGAGCACACAAAUGUGAAGUAUCUUUUUACAUUAUCAUUAACAAAAAUUCAUUCUACUUAAAUACAGAAUCUUGGCUAGUAGUUGUUUAUACAUUCUUCCUUGUAAAGCAACCAUCAUUCACACAUGUGUCUCUCUGAUUUAUCUUAAUGUUGCCAUUGGAAUACUUAGUCAAUCUUAGUAAAUAAAUUGAUAUUCUCACAGACCAGAACAGUAUCUUAUAAAUUUUCUAUAAAAUGCCAAAGUAGGGGACAGUUGGAAAGACAAGUCCAGUUCUAAAAACUUCGUAACUAGAAAAGUUUGAAAUCCCAACACGCCAGUAGUUGUAGUUUCAGCAUUAGAGGAUCUAGAGACUAGACUGCUGAGCCUUCAUGCUUGUUGUACACAAUUGGGUUGACUAGACUAGUAGUGUUUUCAAUGUGACUUGAUGUUUCAAAUAUUAAUACAUCAGAUUUGACGUAUACACAUUUUGUUUGUGUCUAUAAAAUACUAUGUUGAUAUAUAUUUUUUUUUCUUUAGCCUCUUGGGAAUUAAUUUUUGAAAAACUCUAGCUCAGUGUACAAAACAUUGUACAAAGUUAUGAACUUUUUCUUCUUUUCUCUUUUGUUAUCUCUGUAAACAGUCGUAAGAUCCGCACACAUUCGAAAUAGUGACAGUGUGUCCUUUUACACCAAGUUCAUUAAAAAUACAUCCCAGAAACACAAUGGUGGUAUCAUUCUGCGGUAUGUCCUACUGAUUGCUGUCACUGAGAUUUAUUGCUCAAACCAUGCUAGCUUAGUGUAUUUCCUGUGGAUUAUUUGAACUAUGGACCAUAAUUUUUUUAGAAAGAAUGCUUUAAUUCAACUACAAUUAAAUAAGAGAUUUUUUUUUUCUAAUUCACCAACUCAAUAGAUAUUAAGUUCUGGAAAGAAGACUUUUUGAGUUAAACUUUGUUUUUAUGAACAUACCUCAAGCUUACACUUUGGUUUGUAUAAUAAUAAUAAUUUACAGACUUAGAUUUGAUUAGUGACUUGAUAUCAGUGUAUAUAGCUAGAACAUUGUUGUUCAAUGUCCUCAUUUGGUUCUCUACUUAGACCCACACAUCCUUGUCUUACUGGACAAACUGUAAUGGGGCACUUUUUAAGUCUGCGAUUGCCAUAAUUUGACUCAAGUAUUUAAAAAAGGAAUGUCUCAACUCUCAUAGUUGAGAAAUGCUGAUGUUCUGUGCAAUAAUUAUGAUUCUUAUGUUAUUGUAAAUUUUUCUUUUGACACUGACUAAAUAAAAAGAAGCAUUUUAAGAGGCUGAAAAUUGUGUUGACAUCAGCUGAGAGAGGAAUGUCUUCUAGAGGUAGUGACAAGUUUAAAGAAAAUUAAAGUUUCUUCUUUUUUCCAUAUUUGUAUCUGUUGUACAUUUUUACUCUAAGAUUUUUUUUGUUUUUGCUGUAGAUCAAGUUGAUGGAUACUUUUCUAAAGCCUAUCACAUUUCUGUUUGUGAUAUUUGAAAGUGUUUAGAUAGACAUUUUACUCUGAAUAUAUUGUGCCACUGUGUCCCUCAAGCUAUUGCUCUCAAUAUUUCUGCUACUGGUCAAGUAUUGUAGCAUUCAGCUCAGUUUUCUUAUUCUGACAUUCCCGUUAUCAAUGGUGUCAUUACAAUAUGUCAAUGUCAAUGUGAAAUCAAUAAAACAUUUCACUGAAACAUA